AUGCCAAAACGUCUGAGGGGAAAUUCACCGUCAGAUUCGGCAUCCACGAAGCGGAUUCGAGAUGUGACGACUCCCAUCGAUCGCCUAUCUUCUUUGAGCAAUGAGCUUUUAUUGCAUAUCCUUUCCUUUCUGCCUAUAUCAUCAUUGAAUGUGUGUCAAAGAUUAUCCCACCGAUUUCACGCUCUUGGUGGAGACUCUGAACUCUGGAAGCGACAGUACUACUCACAGUGGGUGCGACCUCGUGCUCGUCGUUUAGCUAGUGCAAGACUCUCGACAUUACCAGCUAGAGCAGAGUAUUCUCCUAGAGUUUCCACCUGGCUUGAUCACAGCCAUCUGGCUGAAGAGGGUAAGGUGACCAAUUGGAAACGACAAUAUCGCCUACGGCACAAUUGGUCCAAUGGGUCCUGCCGAGUGACCGAAGUCGAAUUUCUCGAACCACCAUACCCUCCCGUGCUGGUCAAACUCUGUGCGGGCAUUGUCUUCACCGCUGAUGCUGCUUACGGACUUAGAGCGUGGGCCGCAAAAGACCCAACCAGCUGCUUGUCUAGUAUCUCAUUUUCGGAUUCAAAAGUUUUCACGACUCGCCCAACCUCCUUGGCAGUCAGUCAGCUACCAGAUGGGCAAGAAAUAGUAGUGGGAUUUGAGACUGGCCGAUUUAACCGUUACGUAUAUGACGUUCAGACAUGCCGGCUGGGCCUGCGAUCCUCUCACGUUGGAUUCAGGGAUGGUGCCAUCACUGCCAUGGCCUUGUCCUCGCCUUACCUCCUGAUGGUCUCUCAGCAUAAGAUUCUUUCUUUGUAUAACCUCCGCACUCGUUCCACUGGGAAGUCUCAAGAUGCCUUAGGACCGUGUGAAAUUGCGUCCCUCCAAGCGGAGAACAUGGUGGCCCCAAUGACCCUCUCUCUCCGUGUUUCGACAUUUGAGAUUGUGACCACCAUUGUCUACAGUUUCUAUCACAUUGGGUGUGGGUGGUCGUUAGGGAUUCAAGAGCUGCGGUUCAAUAAAGAUGGUCAACAAUUGGAGUCCCGACUUACCACUACGGUAGACUCCCAGUACGGCAUUCGUCCACUCCAAAGUCUUCCAUCCAAUAAACGCCGGCAGUCCGCCACCACUGACCCGAUCUAUUCUUCUGCGGCCGCCCCCACCGAACCAUCCAUAUUGCACCAGCAGCCGCCAACAUCCAUGUCCUAUUCCCACCCAUAUCUGCUAACAUCCCACGCGGAUAACACUCUGACCAUGUAUCUGCUUGUCUCAAAUUCCAACAGUCUUUUUGUUCGAGGUGGCCGACGACUCUGGGGCCACACGUCUUCAGUAUCUACAGUCCAAGUGACCAAUCGAGGGAAGGCAGUCUCCGUGAGUUCACUGGGUAAUGAGAUUCGAAUUUGGGAGCUUGAAACAACUGUUCCCUCAUUGGGCAGUCGCAGACCCUUAAAAGAAGAGAGCAGUAUUCAAGUCAGUCCUGAUAAUCGGCAACUGGAAAACAAAUUGGGUUCCAAAGGCCUAGCACAAGAGAUCGGUGGAUUGGAUGUUGUUUCCACCACACAUGGCUGUAUGCAUGAAUGUGUUGGAUUCGAUGAGGAGCGAGUGCUCCUGCUCCGAAAGAAGACGGUCGGCACCCAACUGCUAGAAUGUUAUGAUUUCACAUAA
Molecule: messenger RNA, 1647 nt
Organism: Penicillium pulvis
Lineage: Eukaryota; Fungi; Ascomycota; Eurotiomycetes; Eurotiales; Aspergillaceae
Product: WD domain protein
Exons: 2
Coding region: 1-1647 (548 amino acids)
Molecular function (GO): protein binding
Source: RefSeq, a predicted model, not a curated record